Messenger RNA from Knipowitschia caucasica, 1815 nucleotides. The record is from the annotation of a GenBank genome assembly. NCBI's taxonomy places the organism in Eukaryota, Metazoa, Chordata, Actinopteri, Gobiiformes, Gobiidae.
AUGGCCUCACCCAUGUCUGUCUACAACUCCAACUCCUUGGACUCGCACAUCUCCAGCGUGUCCAGAGACUCCCUGAAGAUGGAGCCGCUCACAGACGUGUCGCUGCUUCCCGGGGAGGACGGGGUCAUAGAGAAAGAAGUCAUCUACAUCUGUCCUUUCAACGGCCCCGUCAAAGGCAAAGUUCUCAUCACCAACUACAGACUGUAUUUCAGGAGCUCGGACUCUGAUUUGUCAGUGACACUAGACGUUCCUCUGGGCGCCAUCGGUCGAGUGGAGAAAAUGGGAGGAGCUUCGAGCCGAGGGGAGAACUCGUACGGCCUGGACAUCACCUGCAAGGACAUGAGGAAUCUAAGGUUUGCGUUGAAGCAGGAGGGUCACAGCAGGAGAGACAUCUUCGAUUUCCUUUUCAGACUCGCCUUUCCUCUGUCACAUGGUCUGCCUCUGUUCGCCUAUGUAACGCAGGAGAAGUAUGAGGAGAAUGGCUGGAAUGUCUACAAAGCCAUGGAUGAGUUGAGGCGGCAGGGCUUACCCAAUAACAAAUGGCGUAUCACCUUCAUCAAUAAGGGCUACGAGCUGUGCGACACCUAUCCCACCGUGCUGGCCGUGCCCUACAAAAGCAAAGAGGAAGACCUGCAGAGGGUGGCGGCCUUCAGGUCCAGGUCUCGGAUACCGGUUUUGUCCUGGAUCCACAGAGAGAACCAGGCAGUGAUCGUGCGGUGCAGUCAGCCGCUGGUCGGGAUGUCCGGCAAGAGGAACAAGGACGACGAGCGCUACCUGGACAUGAUCCGAGAGGCCAACGAAACGCCCAAACUCACCAUCUACGACGCACGGCCCAGUGUCAACGCUGUGGCCAACAAGGCCACUGGCGGUGGUUACGAGGGCGACGAGUACCAAAACGCAGAACUGGUCUUUCUGGACAUCCAAAACAUCCACGUCAUGAGGGAAUCUCUAAAGAAGCUCAAAGAUAUCGUCUAUCCGAACGUGGAGGAAUCUCACUGGCUCUCGAGUUUGGAGUCCACGCACUGGCUUGAACACAUCAAGCUGGUGUUGUCGGGGGCGAUCCAGGUGGCAGACAAGGUGUCUUCUGGGAGCUCUGUGUUGGUGCACUGCAGUGACGGCUGGGACCGGACUGCUCAGCUCACCUCUCUGGCCAUGCUGAUGUUGGACAGCCACUACCGCACCCUCCGAGGGUUCGAGGUGCUGAUUGAAAAAGAGUGGAUCAGCUUCGGUCACAAGUUCGCCUCGAGGAUAGGUCACGGGGACAAGAACCACGCGGACCAGGACCGAUCGCCCAUCUUUGUCCAAUUCAUAGACUGCGUGUGGCAAAUGACCAAGCAGUUCCCCACAGCGUUCGAGUUCAACGAGCGCCUCCUGCUGACCAUCCUGGAUAAUCUGUACAGCUGCCGGUUCGGGACGUUCCUCUACAACUGUGAGCACGCCCGCGACCAACACGAUGUCCGGGUCAAAACGGUCUCUCUUUGGUCCAUGGUGAACAGUAAAACGGACAUGUAUCUAAACCCUUUCUACACGCCAGAGCCCAACAUGGUGCUCUGUCCUGUUGCCAGCAUGCGCCACCUAGAGCUUUGGGUGUCCUACUACAUCCGCUGGAAUCCACGCAUAAGACAACAGCAGAGUCCGGUGGAGCAGCGCUACAGGGAGCUGCUGGCCCUCCGCGACGAGUACUUGAAGAAGCUGGAGGAGCUGCAGCUGUCCGACACCAGCCCGACACCGCGAGUCACCAACAGCACCAACACGCCCUCCUCAAACUCCUCCACGCCCUCCUCGCACUGCACCCACUACCAGACGCACUUCUGA